AUGGAGGACUGCCUUCACACCUCCUCCGAAAACCUCUCCAAGCUGGUAAGCUGGGCCCACAGCCAUGGGACCAUCUGCAGCCUCAUCCCCAACCUCAAGCACCUGCUCUCUGAGGGGGCCCACGGCAACCUGACAGCCAUGUGGGGCUGUAGCGCUGGCCAUGCCUACCACUGGCCCCUGGCCGCCACUUGCCGGGCCGGCUCCCAGGAGCGCGUCUGCUUCCAGGACAGCCGCAGCUUCAACUCGGACAGCCCCAGCAUGCUGGGGGUGCCCUCGGAGGCACAGGCCAGCCCCCUGGAGCGCUACCCGGGCCGGCCGGGGAAGGCCAAGCUGGACUGCACCCGCACCCGUGACUCCUGUGACUUCUCCUACUGCAGUGAGCCAUCGGAGCUGGGCGAGCCCGUGGAGGAGUACGAGGAUGAGGCCACCCUCUUCGACAUGGUCUGUGAGUCCUCUACUCGCCAGCUCCCUCAGGACCUGAGUGCAGACAGUGCUGGCUUUGCUCUUCCAGCUGAGCAGGAUGAGAGAGCGGCAGAGCUCAGCAGGGAGCAGAACGAGAAGACCAUUCGCAGCACGCAGACAGCUCUCCGCAAUUUCCCGUAUUCAACUAAGCUCAGCAAGUUUCCCGUCUUUAAUUUUGGUGACGACCUCAAGUACCUGUGUAUCAAUGCUGUGAGCCCCAACACCACCAAGGCCACCCUCUAUGCUCUCAACGUGUGGAGAUACUGGUGCAUGACCAAAGGACUCGGAGAUUACAUGGACAUCACUAAGAUCCCAGCAGUGAAGCUCAAUGAACUCCUGGAGGACUUUUACAUCACCGUGAAGAAAACAGAUGGGUCUGACUUUCUAGCCACGUCCCUCCACGCUAUCCGACGAGGCCUGGACCGGAUCCUCAAGAAUGCUGGUGCUGGUUUCUCCAUCACCAGCAGCACCUUCAGCUCUUCCACCAGAAAGCUCAAGGAGAAGCUCAAGGUUCUGAGCAAGGCUGGGAUGUCUGGUGCCCGCUCUCGCAACAUUGUCUACUUCUCCCUUUCUGAUGAGGAAGAGAUGUGGAGGAUGGGAUGCCUGGGAGAUGACAGCCCCGUAGCCCUGCUGUCCACGGUGGUGAAAUACAACAGCCAGCACCUGAACAUGCGAACCUUACAGGAGCACGUGGACUUAAUGUUUGGCGACAUUGAAUUGCUCAAAGACUCUCAGAACAGGCCGUUUUUUGCCAGAACAGAUAGCAUGAAGCAAGAAAGCAGGGUGAAUGCGAACAGAGCGUGUUACGGCCAGAUCUACCACGAGCACUCGAAAGGGCACAAGCUCUGCCCAUACUGCCUCCUCUACAAGUACAUGUUCGUACACCGGCCCCCGACGCAGAUGGAGGCCAAGUCUCCCUUCUACCUGACGCCCCGGAAGGAGGUCAGCGGCAUGGGGAACAUCUGGUACAAGGAGCAGAGGAUGGGGCUCCGCUCCCUCAGGGGUGUCGUCCCCAAGCUGGCGAAGAAAGUGAAGCUGGAGCACUGUGAAAAUUUUACUUUUGUCUCCUUCACUCAGGCUUCCAGGAAGUUUGAAGUUUGCCCCUCUUAA
This is a messenger RNA of Pygoscelis adeliae (Adelie penguin), 1572 nucleotides long. Its product is annotated as KIAA1958 ortholog. Lineage: Eukaryota; Metazoa; Chordata; Aves; Sphenisciformes; Spheniscidae. The transcript is spliced from 5 exons. The coding region runs from base 1 to 1572 and encodes 523 amino acids. The record is from RefSeq and is a predicted model, not a curated record.